AAUGGCGUUUAUCUCAUGAACGUAACUCUAACAGAAGCUAAAGGGUCGGUAAAAUGAAAAGUUAUUGGUCGAUUCGACUGAAAUUUGGUGUGAGGUCGUGGCUAGUCCCCAUUAACACCCCCUGAACAUUUCACGGUUCUGCGACCAGAACGAUAAUGAACUGUGCAAAGUGCAGGAAAGUGCAAUAUCGUUGACAAACGCAUAGCUAUCAAAUAACAACCUUGAUUAUUGAUAACCCAGAUAUAUGCGUGAAGUAAUAAAUUUACGAUGAGUGUGUCCCAUAAUAUAGUGAGUCAGCGAGGUGAUGACCCAAUAUAUAAUCCAUCUAUUCUUGAUAGGGUUGACUUCACCAAACAUAAAGCAUCGUUUAAUCCACCGAUCACACCAUCAAAUAUUUGUAAAGAUAUGGUUAUGAGACCUUUAUGUCUUGAAGAUUAUGAUAGGGGUUACAUGGAAUUAUUGGAUGAACAUGUUCCUGGUCCUAAAAUUUCAAAACAACAAUUUACAGAGAGAUUUAUAAAGAUGAAAUCUGCCGGUGAUAUUCACUUUGUUACAGUUAUAGAAGAUUUAAAUACUAAUAAAACUAUUGCCAGUGCAACAUUAGUUAACGAGCUCAAGUUUCUCUUUGGGGGAACUUCGAGGGGAAGAAUAGAAGAUGUCGUGGUUAGUAAACCUUACAGAGGUCGACAAUUUGCCAAAAUACUGGUAGAAACUUUGACCUUACUGGCUGCUGAACUUGGGUGUUAUGAAGCAUCGUUGGAGACUGACGAGGAUAAAGUUCCUUUAUACUCAAAAUUCGGAUAUACAAUUUCAUCAAGUGAUUUUUAUAUGACUCAAAGGUUUAUUGACCAUUGGUAAAAUCAGAUACAUUUUGUUUGUAAAAUGUAUCUAUUGUUAAUUGAUGUUUUAUAAAAUGCAUAUGUUAAUAUGUUCAUUUGUUUAUAUCUAGUUAUACCUACCUUCGUAAGACAUUUUGUUUAUAUAUUUGCAUUCUACUUUAUCUUUUUUGUGUUGGGCCGCGCUGGCUCGCUAGCCCGGAGGUCGCGUGUUCGAUCCCUGCAAAGGCCGAUAAAAUUCAUCGGGAUUUUCCGUUGGAAUUCGAUAUAAGAGUUGGCCAUAGUGCAAACUUUCCUCAUAGCACACUAUAUGGCGUAUGCCCGUCUUCAUUAGACCAGUAGGAGCAGAACAGUUACAACAGUAGGACGUUAAACCCCGUUUCAUUUCAUUUCAUGUUGGGCCGCCAACUUGGUGUUCUCAGUUUAAGAUAUAUCUUAAUUGUUCAUACACUGAAAAUGUAUCGCCAUAUAACUCUGAAGAACUAUUCUUUUUCGUCGUUUUGAAAGACAGGAAUGUGGAGCCACAGUGGCUCAGUGAGUAGGGCGAUGGUUUGGUUCGAUCCCGGUGUUAGCUGAGAAAGUUCAUCUGGAUUUUCUGGCGUAGUUCCCCAUUGUCAGUGGUGUUGGACGCAGGGCCCGAGAAGGGACAAUGUAUAUUCGUUUGGAUCUGACGAAAAACCGAGGUACCGUAUACACAUUGGCGUGCACGUAAAAGAACCUUUGACAGCCGGAAUUCGAUAUAAGAGUAGGCUCAUAUCAAACUGGAUGACGUAUGCUCGUCUUCAUUUGCCAAAUCGGUGUAGGACGUUAAACCCAGAAUGGACCCGAAGCGCUAACAAGGAUGGGGGAUAACUCCAGUGUGAUAGAAAACUAAGUCUUUCGCUCUAAUCUAAAUAAAAUCUCUUACAUUUAUUUGAUUAUUUAAGUAAUAUAAAUCUAAUUUUCUGAAACUUACAUUUAGAUCAAAAUAACUGAUAAAUAAA
Patella vulgata (common limpet) is the source of this 1819-nucleotide messenger RNA. RefSeq names its product glucosamine 6-phosphate N-acetyltransferase. The coding region runs from base 268 to 858 and encodes 196 amino acids. Gene Ontology annotation, cellular component: endoplasmic reticulum; Golgi apparatus; endoplasmic reticulum-Golgi intermediate compartment. The transcript has 6 exons. Gene Ontology annotation, molecular function: monosaccharide binding; glucosamine 6-phosphate N-acetyltransferase activity. Gene Ontology annotation, biological process: UDP-N-acetylglucosamine biosynthetic process. NCBI's taxonomy places the organism in Eukaryota, Metazoa, Mollusca, Gastropoda, Patellidae. The record is from RefSeq and is a predicted model, not a curated record.